CGCAGCGCUCGGCAGGUUAGUAGAAGGACACGGAGGGGAGAGAGUGUAAUGAGAGGGAUAGGGACAAUGCGUUACCGCUCGUGGAUAGUAAUGUGAACGGGUGAAGCUGCUGAGAGAGGAACGAUGAACCGGUGUGAGUUGCUCUCUUUUUCCCCGGUGACCGGCUCAAACACAGUGAGAAGUUAUUAUGUAGACUGGAGGAUGUGGCGAGAUGUGAAGAGGAGGAAGAUGGCCUUCGAAUAUGCAGAUGAGAGGCUGAGAAUCAAUGCCUUGCGUAAAAAUUCCAUCCUCCCUAAGGAACUUCGGGAAGUGGCAGAUAAAGAGAUUGCAGCGCUACCAGUGGACAGUUGUCCAGUACGAAUCCGCAACCGGUGUGUUCUCACCUCCCGACCACGUGGAGUGAAGAGGAGAUGGCGCCUGAGUAGAAUUGUAUUCCGCCAUUUAGCAGAUCACAAUCAGAUGUCUGGCAUUCAAAGGGCCAUGUGGUAGUCCAGGGCUUUACAGCUGUCACACUGUUGGUCCCUGCAUUAUUAGGACUGGUGUCUGAGCUUAUAUGUAAUGUUUAUUUUUUUGGAUACAUGGUUUGUGAUAAAUAUGUUGAUGUUCA
This is a messenger RNA of Hyla sarda, 607 nucleotides long. RefSeq names its product mitochondrial ribosomal protein S14 (gene MRPS14). The record is from RefSeq and is a predicted model, not a curated record. The transcript is spliced from 3 exons. Bases 124 to 489 code for a protein of 121 amino acids. Gene Ontology annotation, molecular function: structural constituent of ribosome. Gene Ontology annotation, cellular component: ribosome; mitochondrial small ribosomal subunit. Gene Ontology annotation, biological process: translation. Lineage: Eukaryota; Metazoa; Chordata; Amphibia; Anura; Hylidae.